Molecule: messenger RNA, 1458 nt
Organism: Microthlaspi erraticum
Lineage: Eukaryota; Viridiplantae; Streptophyta; Magnoliopsida; Brassicales; Brassicaceae
Source: the annotation of a GenBank genome assembly
AUGACUAGUAGUAAUCCUCCUCACCAUAAGCUCCACGUUGUGUUCUUCCCUUUCAUGGCUUACGGCCACAUGAUACCAACUCUCGACAUGGCUAAGCUUUUCUCUAGCAGAGGAGUCAAGUCCACAAUCAUCACCACACCUCUCAACUCCAAGACCUUCCAAAAACCCAUCGACCUAUUCAAGAACCUCAACCCUAGUCUCGAAAUCGACAUCCAGAUCUUCGAUUUCCCUUGCGUCCAGCUCGGUUUACCAGAAGGAUGCGAAAACGUCGAUGUCUUCUCUUUAACCAACGACUAUGAUAGACUUCACAUGACCUUAAAAUUCUUUUAUUCGACAAGGUUUUUCGAAGACCAGCUUCAGAACUUCCUCGAGACAGCGAGACCGGACUGUCUCAUCGCCGACAUGUUCUUCCCGUGGGCUACUGAAGCAGCUGAGAAGUCUCGUGUGCCAAGACUUGUGUUUCACGGCACUGGCUACUUCUCCAUGUGCGCUGGUUUUUGCAUCAAAGUGCAUAAACCACAAAACAGAGUUGCCUCGAGCUCUGAGCCGUUUGUGAUCCCUGAUCUUCCUGGGGACAUAGUGAUAACUCAAGAACAGAUCAUUGACGGCGACAACGAAUCCGAGAUUGGGAAGUUUAUGAUCGAGGUGAGAGAAUCAGAAGUGAAGAGCUCAGGUGUUGUUGUGAACAGCUUCUACGAGCUCGAACCUGAUUACGCAGAUUUUUACAAGAGAUUUGUAGCCAAGAAAGCGUGGCAUAUCGGUCCGCUUUCGGUUUACAACAGAAGAUUUGAGGAGAAAGCUGAGAGAGGAAAGAAAUCAAGCAUCGAUGAGGUCGAAUGCCUCAAGUGGCUUGACUCCAAGAAACAAGAUUCAGUCAUUUACAUGUCAUUUGGGAGUGUGGCUUCCUUCAAGAACGAGCAGCUAAUCGAGAUUGCUUUAGGGUUAGAAGCUUCUGGAGUAAACUUCAUCUGGGUCGUUAGGAAAACCAACACAGGUGAGAAAGAAGAGUGGUUACCGGAAGGGAUGGAGGAGAGGACGAAAGAGAAAGGGCUGAUAAUAAGAGGAUGGGCUCCACAGAUGCUGAUACUUGAGCACCAAGCAACCGGAGGGUUUGUGACUCAUUGUGGCUGGAACUCGCUUCUUGAAGGAGUGGCUGCAGGGGUACCGAUGGUGACGUGGCCGAUCGGAGCAGAGCAAUUCUACAACGAGAAGCUGGUUACGCAAGUGCUCAGAACUGGAGUGAGCGUGGGAGCCACAAAGCAUGUGAAAGUUAUGGGAGAUUUCAUAAUAAGCAGAGAGAAAGUGGAGAAGGCUGUGAGAGAAGUGCUGGUUGGGGAAGAGGUUGAGGAAAGGCGGGAACGUGCUAGGAAACUGGCGGAGAUGGCUAGAGCCGCCGUGGAAGAAGGAGGGUCUUCUUUUAACGACCUAAACAGUUUCAUACAAGAGUUUAGCUCAUAA